Molecule: messenger RNA, 1455 nt
Organism: Hibiscus syriacus
Lineage: Eukaryota; Viridiplantae; Streptophyta; Magnoliopsida; Malvales; Malvaceae
Product: probable N-acetyltransferase HLS1
Exons: 3
Coding region: 179-1402 (407 amino acids)
Molecular function (GO): acyltransferase activity, transferring groups other than amino-acyl groups
Source: RefSeq, a predicted model, not a curated record
UCCCAAGCUGUUAGGCUUUUUUUCUCUCUUAUUGUUUUGCUUGUUUAAUACGUUAUUCACCCAAUUUUCUAACCUUGAGGAAACUUUGUCCUCACCUAUAUAAACUCUUCUCUCGUUCCCCAUUCAUCUCCACUCAAAACAAACCCCUCGUUUGCUUCAGUCCAAGAUAUUGAAUAAAAUGAUGGGAGACGAGGAGUGUGUUAUAGUGGUAAGGGAGUUUGAUCCUAGCAAGGAUGUAACAGGCGUAGAACAAGUAGAAAAAAGAUGCGAAGUUGGUCCCAGCCGCAAACUCUCCCUCUUUACCGACCUCUUAGGUGACCCUAUAUGCCGGGUCCGCCAUUCCCCUGCUUUUCUCAUGCUGGUGGCUGAAUUAAGCUCCACCAAAGAAAUAGUUGGAAUGAUCCGAGGUUGCAUAAAAACUGUUACUUGUGCGAAGAAACUCUCUCGUAAUACUAAAAGCAAUGAUCCCAUUAAACCCCUCCCUGUUUAUACUAAACUCGCUUACAUUUUGGGCCUCCGAGUUUCUCCUUCUCACAGGAGAAUGGGAAUAGGGUUAAAGCUGGUGCUUAGGAUGGAACAGUGGUUUACCCAAAACGGCGCAGAAUACUCCUACUUAGCUACUGAAAACGAUAACCAGGCAUCCGUUAAUCUCUUCACCGAUAAAUGCGGUUAUUCCAAGUUCCGUACACCGACCAUUUUGGUUAACCCGGUGUUUGCUCAUCGACUAACCGUUUCCAACCGAGUCACCCUGAUCAAGCUCUCCGUUUCGGACGCCGAGUCGCUGUACCGACGGCGUUUCUCCACCGUUGAGUUCUUCCCUCGCGACAUUGAUUCGGUGCUUAAGAAUAGACUUAACCUGGGAACGUUCUUGGCAGUGCCACGUGGAUUUUAUACGCAGGAGUCAUGGCCCGGUUCGGAUAAGUUUUUAUCUGACCCGCCAGAGUCGUGGGCGGUAUUGAGUGUUUGGAAUUGUAAGGACGUGUUCAGGUUGGAAGUUCGUGGCGCGUCGAGGAUAAAGAAAACGUUGGCUAGAACGACAAGGGUUGCGGACAAGCUGCUGCCGUUUUUCAGGGUACCGUCGAUUCCGGAUGUGUUUCGUCCGUUCGGUCUGCACUUUAUGUACGGUUUGGGUGGAGAAGGGCCAAGCGCGGCUAAGUUCGUUAAAGCGUUGUGCGCACACGCUCAUAACUUGGCGAAAGAUGGAGAGUGCAGUGUGGUGGCGAUUGAAGUGGCGAGUUGUGAACCGUUGAAAAAUGGGGUCCCACAUUGGAAAAGAUUAUCGUGUGACGAAGAUUUGUGGUGCAUCAAGCGCCUAGGGGAAGACUAUAGUGACGGCUCUGUCGGUGACUGGACUAAAUCACCCCCUGGACUUUCCAUUUUUGUAGACCCCAGAGAAUUCUAAAGUUUAACAAAUUUAAUACUAGUAUUACUCUUUUUCUUUCCUUGUUUUUUUUC